AUGGCUGAUUUCGAUUUAACUUAUCGUAUGACACCUUUUUUCGAUGUUCAUCUCGUAAUUCCAUUAUUAGAAUUUAUUGAAGCCAGAAAGAUUUAUUCAGAAGAAAGUUUAGUUAAGGUACAACGUAAUGUUUUACUGAAAACAAAUAUGAUUGAUAGUCUUAUUGAAACAUAUCCCAAGGAUAAGAUUCCAGAAGGAUUAAUUACAAGAAAAGAUGAGAUAUUGGCUCAAAGAAAAAGACUUAAGGAGGAGGCAGAUGAAAUUUUAACAAUUUUAGAAAAACCUGAAGUUAAAGAAUUGAUUGAAAACAAAAGUGAACGUGAAAGUGGUACAAAAUUAAUAGAAUUGUUAUCAGCAAAACAUGGUUUUAAACCUGAGAUGCUUGACACACUUUUCAAAUAUGCUAAAUUUUUAUAUGAAUGUGGAAAUUACAAUACUUCUGCUAAUAUGCUAAUGUAUUAUAGAACAUUAGUAUCACCAACAGAUAAAAAUUUUUUGAAUGCAUUGUAUGGAAAGCUUGCUUCUGAAAUUCUUCUUCAAGAAUGGGUCCAUGCUAAAAAUGAUUUAAUGAGAAUAAGGCUGUUUAUUGAAAAUAAUCCUUUUAAUGAUGAAAUUGAACUUAUUAAACAUCGUGCAUGGGUUAUGCAUUGGGCUCUUUUUGUUUGUUUCAACAAUCCAGAAGGAAGAGAUGAAAUUAUUGAUAUGUUUUUGAAUGUUCAACAAUAUGCUAAUGCUAUUCAGAUUGUUUCACCUCAUCUUUUGAGAUAUCUUGCUGUAGCCAUUGUCACAAGUAAACAUAAACAAACAAAUAGCUUAAAGGAACUUGUCAAACUUCUUGAAUCUUAUGGUGAACAUUAUAAAGAUCCCAUUACUGAAUUUUUAACAUGUUUAUAUAUUAAAUAUGAUUUUAAUGAAGCUCAAAAAUAUCUUAAACAAUGUCAAGGAGUUUUAGCUAACGAUUUUUUCCUUACUGCAUAUGCUGAUGAAUUUAAUGAAGCCUGUCGUUUACUUGUUUUUGAAAGUUUUUGCCGCAUUCAUAAUUGUGUUAAACUUGAUAUGUUAGCCGAACGUCUCAAUAUGGAUACAGAAGAAGCUGAAAAAUGGAUUGUUGAUUUAAUUAGAAAAUAUAAGAUUGAAGGUGCCAAGAUUGACUCUCAAAAUAGGGAAGUCGUAAUGACACCUAAUGUUCAAUCACUUCAUGAACAAGUAAUGGAAAGCACCAAACGUAUUUACACACGCAUUCAUUCUAUGGUUAUGAAUUUAGAAAAAAUACAAUUAGAACGUGAAGUUCAAGAUAAUGAAGUUUAUUAA
This is a messenger RNA of Strongyloides ratti, 1311 nucleotides long. RefSeq names its product Proteasome component (PCI) domain and Winged helix-turn-helix DNA-binding domain and Eukaryotic translation initiation factor 3 subunit E family and Eukaryotic translation initiation factor 3 subunit E, N-terminal domain-containing protein. The coding region runs from base 1 to 1311 and encodes 436 amino acids. Gene Ontology annotation, cellular component: eukaryotic translation initiation factor 3 complex; cytoplasm; nucleus. Gene Ontology annotation, molecular function: translation initiation factor activity. NCBI's taxonomy places the organism in Eukaryota, Metazoa, Nematoda, Chromadorea, Rhabditida, Strongyloididae. The record is from RefSeq and is a predicted model, not a curated record. Gene Ontology annotation, biological process: translational initiation. The transcript is spliced from 3 exons.